UGGUAAGAAACCUGAGGACAACACAUCCCAGCAUAGAGCGAGUUGGAGAUGGUGGACCACCUUGUAAACACGGAGAUCAACAGCCAGCGUAUUGCUGCCGUGGAAAACUGCUUUGGAGCAUCUGGGCAGCCGCUAGCUGUGCCAGGAAGGGUCCUUUUAGGGGAAGGGAUUUUAACCAAAGAAUGCCGCAAGAAACCCAAGCCUCGGAUAUUCUUCCUUUUCAAUGACAUCCUCGUGUACGGGAGCAUAGUGAUCAACAAAAGGAAGUACAAUUCCCAGCACAUCAUUCCCCUUGAAGACGUCACUUUGGAGACUCUGCCAGACACCUUGCAGAUGAAGAACCGCUGGAUGAUCAAAACCUCAAAGAAGUCCUUUGUGGUUUCUGCAGCCUCCCUCACAGAGAGGAAGGAGUGGAUCAGCCACUUGGAGGAGUGCAUCAGGCACCUGCUGACAAAGACGGGCCGGCAGCCCUCCACCGAGCACGCGGCCCCGUGGAUCCCGGACAAGGCAACAGACAUCUGCAUGCGCUGCACCCAGACCAAGUUCUCCACACUCACGCGAAGGCACCACUGCCGCAAGUGUGGCUUCGUCGUGUGCGGAGACUGCUCCAGGCAGAGGUUCCUGAUGCCACGGCUCUCCCCCAAGCCGCUGAGGGUCUGCAACCUGUGCUACAGACAGCUACUGGCUGAAAAGAAGAAGGAGGCGGAGGCCGGACUCAGGCAGCCAGAGCAGUUCCACGCUGCCAUGCCCGGCUUCGAACCUUCUAGUGGCGAUGACAGUGACAAAUCUGAUGAUGACAAAGUAGACCAAUGGCCAGCAGACACAGAGUUUUAUACCUCAGAAGUAUCUUGGUCAUCUUUCCAUAGCUGACCAUCUUGGGAACAAGUGGCAUUUGGAAACUGGGAAGCCAACUUCCAGCCUCCAAUGCAUGUCCUUCUUAAUAUUUUCUGUGGAGGCCAUGCCUGGGAAGCUGGAUUUUGGCCUCUGCUUAUGCUAUUUGUUUUGGGGAUAGGGAUGGGAAGUUGCCUUUGGUAAUUCUGAGAAUUUGUGUCAUAUAACACAAGCUUAGUGAAGAGCAAGGACUAAGGUAGAUGAGACCUGAAGAUCAGUGCUGGUCCAAAUGAGUUCAUCUUCUGUGCCCUAGUUUUCCUGUCUGCAAAAAUGAAGCAAUACUAACUUAUUUUCUUAAAUGU
Molecule: messenger RNA, 1193 nt
Organism: Nothoprocta perdicaria
Lineage: Eukaryota; Metazoa; Chordata; Aves; Tinamiformes; Tinamidae
Gene: PLEKHF1
Product: pleckstrin homology and FYVE domain containing 1
Exons: 2
Coding region: 49-870 (273 amino acids)
Molecular function (GO): metal ion binding; phosphatidylinositol binding
Source: RefSeq, a predicted model, not a curated record